AUUUGUGUAAUACUUGUGUUUGGAAUUAAUGUUGUAUUUCCUACAGAACACAUCAGAUUGGCGGGCUCAAAUGAAUACUGCUCUGGAAGAGUGGAAAUAUAUCACAACGGUGUCUGGGGAACAGUCUGUGAUGAUUACUUUGACAACAAUGAUGCUGAGGUGGUCUGCAGACAGUUAGGUUGUGGUCGACCAUCAACUGUUCAUGCAUCCGCCUACUUUGGUGAAGGCACUGGAGAAAUCUGGCUGGAUAAUGUGGGCUGUUCAGGAAAUGAAGCUUCUCUUUCUCAGUGUUCACACAGUGGAUUUGGGUCAAACAACUGUGAGCAUAGUGAGGAUGUGGGUGUCACUUGUACAUUUCAUCAAAUCGACCCAUAUCUGUCAUGCAGUGGAAAUGUUCAAAUUUACCAUGAUUUUGGAUUGAGACCUGUCAGCUAUAAUGGCUUUGAUAUGAAUGGUGCAAAUGUGGCCUGCAGACAGAUGGGCUGUGGUCCAGCAUCAUCGACCAGUUAUUAUUACCAUGGCUACAACGUGCUGCUGGAUGGUGUGAGCUGUUCAGGAAGUGAAAUUUCUCUUAACGAAUGUCAGCACAGCAAUCCUUGGACAUACCGCUCUGGAUAUGGAUAUCAAGCUUAUGUUGCUUGUUCAGGUUAUCCAGUCCGAUUAGUUGGGCCAUCUCGGUGUGCUGGACGUGUUGAAAUCUACUAUAAUGGAUGGCAAACUGUAUGUGAUGAUGGCUGGGACUUGAAUGAUGCUCAGGUGGUCUGCAGACACCUGGGCUGUGGUACAGCACUGGCUGCCACUCAUUCAGCCUACUUUGGAAAAGGGCCAGAUAAAAUCUUGCUUGAUGAUGUGGCCUGUACGGGGAGUGAAACACAUCUGACUGAUUGUUCACACAGAGGAUAUUUAGUACAAAACUGCACUCACAAUCAGGAUGCUGGCGUGAUCUGUUCAGCUGGCCUGAUCAGAUUAAUUGGGCCAAAUAGAUGUUCUGGACGAGUUGAAAUCUACAACAAUGGAUCUUGGGGAACAGUCUGCAAUAACAGCUGGGACAUAAACAACGCUAGAGUGGUCUGUAGACAGCUUUACUGUGGUACAGCACUGAGUAUCCAUCACUUUGGAGAGGGAUUUGGACAAAUCAAUGAAGUGACCUGCACAGGGAGUGAAAGGCAUCUGUCUGAGUGUUCGCACAGUGGAUUUGGAGCUCAGCACUGUAAUCAUAGUCAGGAUGCUGGUGUCAUCUGUUCUGGUCCCAUAAAGCCCAGCAUCAGCCUGAAUCCUCAAGGUCAAAUCAUCUUGGGUCAGAAUGUCAACAUAACUUGUUCUCUGCCUGGCGGAAAUGUAGAGGGGAUGUUUAUCUUCAAGAAGAGCACAGGCACAUUCAACCAGGCUGUGAACUCAAGCAGCAGCUCUGCGACUAUCAAUAUCCCUUAUGCCACUUUUAAUGAUCAGGGAGGGUACAAGUGUCAGUUUCAAAUCAUGCUUCCCAAUGAAAACUUUAGCACCCCAUUUAGUGACCUGUUUCAGCUAACGGUGAACUUUCCAAGACCCAGCAUCAAUAUUGAUCCCACUGGUGUGAUCAGCGCUGACCAGAAUGUUAGCAUCAUUUGUUCAGUCACUGAUCAACAAGGAGGAGGAUCAUUUCUCUUCAGCAAGUAUCCAGGAACCUUCAAUCAGACGGUGAACUCAAGCACCGGCUCUGCUACUUUCUAUAUCCCUCGAAUUACCUUUGAGGAUGAGGGAUGGUACCGGUGUCUGUUUAAAGUGAGGUUUUCUAAUGAGGAAUUCAGUACCAGCUUCAGUGACUAUGUCCAGCUGUAUAUAAAAGGUGUUCUACCGAAGCCCAACAUCACAGUGCAGCCUGCCGGUCUGGUUUCCUGGGGUCAAACCGCCAGCAUCACUUGUUUAAUUACGAAUGGAUUGAAAGGAUCGUUCGACUUCACAAAGACCCCGGGUCCUUUCAGUCUGAAUGUAAUCUCAAGCACAAACUCGGCUACUUUCCAAAUCCCACAAGUCCGCUUGGGAAAUGAAGGAUUGUAUCAGUGUCGGUUUCAAAGAACAAUUUCGAAUGAAUAUUUCCAGACCAACUUUAGUGACCCUGUCUGGCUAGCUGUGAACCUUUCAACACCCACCAUCACCUUGGAUCCUGCCGGUGUAGUGAUGUGGGGUCAGAAUGUCAUCCUCACGUGUUCAAUCACUGAGGGGCAAGCAGGAGGAUCAUUCAUCUUUAGGAGAACGCCAGGUCCUUUCAGCCAGACUGUAAACUCAAGCGGAAACUCUGCUACCUUCCUCAUCUCCCAAGUUGGCUUGAGAGAUGAGGGAUUGUACCAGUGUCAGUUUCAAAGGAGAGUUUCUGAUCAAGACUUCAACACCAGCUUAAGUGACACAGUCCAACUAUCUGUGGUUCUUCCAAAGCCCAACAUCACAUUGGAUCCUGCUGGCGUGGCUGUUAUCGGUCAGACUGUCAGCAUCUCUUGCUCGGUCUCUGAGGGCCAAGUAGGAGGAUUAUUUAUCUUUAACAAGGUCCCUGGUUCCAUCACCCAUGUUAUAAACUCAAGCAGCAGCUCAGUUUCAUUCCAAAUCCCUCAAGUCAGCGUGGUGGAUGAGGGAUCGUAUCAGUGUCAGCAUCAGAGAAGGGAUUUUAAUCAAUACUUGAGCACCAACUUGAGUGAUUCUAUCCUGCUAACUGUGAACUACCCAAAGCCCAACAUCACCAUUGAGCCCACGGGUGUGGUUAUGUGGGGUGAGGAUGUCAACAUUACUUGUUGGUUCAGUGUGGACAUAGGAGAAGGAUCAUUCAUCUUCACAAAGUCAUCAGGUCCUUUCAGCCAAACUGUGCACUCAAGCAGUAGCUCAGCUACUUUACAUAUUCAACGAGUCAGCUUUGAGGAUGAGGGAGUGUACCAGUGCAAAUUUCAAAGUACAAUUUCUGGCACCGACUUUAGCGAUCAAGCCCAUCUGAAUCUGACUGUGAUCCUUCCAAAGCCAAGCAUCAUCAUGGAUCCUGCAGGUGUAGUUGGCUUUGGCGAGCUUGUCGCUAUCACUUGUUCUAUCUCGACUCAAUAUUUAGGCGGAUCAUUCACCCUGGAGAAGACCUCGGCAUCAUUCUAUAAGACCCAACUAUCAAGUACCAACUCCUCUACUUUCAGAUUUCUUGAAGCCAAUUCUAGUCAUGUGGGAGAUUACAGGUGUUAUUAUAAUAAAACUCUGGAUCAUCAAACCUUUAUCUCCCCUCUAAGUGACAUUGUCACAAUUUCUGUUACUGGUGGCUAAAGUGCAUGUUGGAUUAGCAAUCCACCUGACCCUUCCUUAAUGUAAUUACAUUUGCUGUUUACUCUGGUUGUUUCUAUUUCAUCGAUAGCUAUCCUAUUCUAUUCUAAUCUAAUCAAUUUAGUAUGUGACUGACGCAUACAUUGUCACUCUAUGUAAUCAUAUAACUGUCUGUGCUGCUGCAAUUUUAGAUCAGACAUGGCAGAUGCUAAAUAAAUCCUGCAAGUAAAUGAAAAUGUAAUAGCUGUGUUUCACAAAAUUGAUGAGAUGUAAAAAAUCAUAAAAUGGCCCCUGUUUGACCUUCUAUAAAAGGUUUAGGUAACCAUUCUGUUAGAUGGAUGAAACCUGGUCCUCCAUUGUCUCUACACUGAACAAGCUGUUGGAGUUACUUACAGAUUCUCCAAACGGAGACCAGGAAGUAUGCUGACACUGCAUAGGUUCUCCACUCAACCCAAAAACACCACCCAACACAAAGAUGAACUAUCCCUUUAACUGCUACACGUGGGUUGGGGUUGAAUUUCAAGCUGCAGAACAGCACUACUGGAGGUCUGUGGAGACUACUACUCCACAUUAUUAAGCUUUAAGCUAUUUUUCGUUAUUUUUGUACAAAAUAAUCCUUAAACCCAUUUUUUUUUUGCAACUAUGGUAGAUAACAGUUGCAAAUAAACAAAUAAAUAAUAGAGUGAGUUCCAAAAGUCUCCAGAGUAAAUUUCACAUGGGUUUCUCAUGAUUUUGUCCAAACAAUUCUGAAGUCUUUAUCUAAUAUUAUAUUGUAUUUUAUCAGAUCUUCUAACGCAAGCUGAUACUUGAUGAAUGGAAUACCAUAUUAUAAGGCAAGCUUGUCAAUUCCUUUUUUAUACCUACAGAUUUGUUUAUAUUAAAGAAAAUCUUUACACUUUUAAAAUGUACCUUUUUAUCUCUUUCAUUUGAAAUAAUACAACUCAACCAGAUGUCUUAUAGUUACCCAAGUUUGACCUGGAUUUGUCAUAAAUUGUCUUUAACUUUAAAAGGCGACACAUUCAAAUGAAAGUACAGUAGUCUGUCCUCUCUGAUUCCUCAUUAGAACCAUUAAAAAAAUCCAGUUUAUUUUCAUCUGAAAAAGCUUUUUUUGAAGUAUUAACUCCACAUUGGUUGAGCAUGUCAUAUUGUUAAAUUAGAUUUUUAAGUCCUUGUAUUCAACACAACCUUUUCCAAUGUAAUGAUUUUUCUUUUGUAUAAUUUUGCCUAAAAAUGUGUAAUGUUGCGGAGUACUGUUUGUCGUUUUUAUUUUAUUUUUUCCAUGCUAUUGUUUUUGACCUCAGUUGCAACAUCUCUGCCAUCUUCAAUCAUCUAUCAGACAUGAUGAUUUGUUUUUCAUGGAUCCCAUUUCCUAAAACCCUGUUUUUUUUGUCUGCUACUGACACUACAUGGACUGUUUGGGAACUGCAAACAUUUGCUUUUAAGGAAACUGAAAUUUGCUCUACAUCUUUUGAAUAUUAAUUUUAAUAAAUGUUAAUGUAUUAAAAUG
This is a messenger RNA of Fundulus heteroclitus (mummichog), 4774 nucleotides long. RefSeq names its product platelet endothelial cell adhesion molecule. The coding region runs from base 448 to 3270 and encodes 940 amino acids. Gene Ontology annotation, cellular component: membrane. The record is from RefSeq and is a predicted model, not a curated record. Lineage: Eukaryota; Metazoa; Chordata; Actinopteri; Cyprinodontiformes; Fundulidae. The transcript has 11 exons.